Adineta ricciae is the source of this 352-nucleotide messenger RNA. The record is from the annotation of a GenBank genome assembly. Lineage: Eukaryota; Metazoa; Rotifera; Eurotatoria; Adinetida; Adinetidae.
GUCUUCCAGAAACAUGGCUUAAUUCCAAUGUUUUAGGUACUGGUGAACCUGCACGUAAUUGUCAUGAAUGUCCAGAUGCUCCUCAAUGCGGUACCAAUGACUUUCUCGACAUUAGUCGAUGCCCAAUUCAUUCAUGCAACACUACUUGUCUGGUCUCGGAUACAUUUGAUGACCCCUUAACUGGUGAACAAUGUUAUCAAUCACAAUGUGCACCAGCAUAUUUAGAUAACGAUUUAACGGGAUUUUUUGGUGGUAAAUAUAGAAUUGAUAUCGAAGCGAUCGUUUAUUUAGCACAAGAUCGUUCAAAAUAUUAUCUUUGGGAAAUGGAUGUAUAUUGUGGUGCCUAUAAUUG